This is a messenger RNA of Syngnathoides biaculeatus (alligator pipefish), 1469 nucleotides long. Its product is annotated as troponin C, slow skeletal and cardiac muscles-like. The transcript is spliced from 7 exons. Gene Ontology annotation, cellular component: myosin II complex. The record is from RefSeq and is a predicted model, not a curated record. Lineage: Eukaryota; Metazoa; Chordata; Actinopteri; Syngnathiformes; Syngnathidae. Bases 796 to 1281 code for a protein of 161 amino acids. Gene Ontology annotation, molecular function: calcium ion binding.
GGACUGCCUGGAGAAAAUCCUCAUAGGCAUAGGGAGAACAUGCAAACUCCACACUAGGAUUAAACCUGGGUCCCCAGAACUGUGAGGCCAACACUUUCACGCAGUCGCACCGUGUUGCUUAUGUAGCUUUUUAAAAUCACACAAAAUGUUAAUCACAGUGUCAUUGCCGUGUUUGUCUCAGGAUACUGAGAAAACAAAAUAUAUUUAGGUUGCUGAGAGGAGUGUUAAUUAGUGAUGCUUCCCAUAACCGUUGAAUACCCGAAUGUAUUGUGCAACCAUGGUUAUAUAAGUUGUUUUUCACUCACUUGUUUUUCACUAUCUUGUUCGCAUGCAUACCAAAGACGAACAUUGUUGUGGGAUGUCUUGACAGUUAUGGCUGCGUAAGAUGUUUUUCAGAGCCUGAAGGACACACUUAGGUGUCAAUAGUAAAUCAGGAAACAAACGUUGCGGCGCCAGGUGGGACGGGUAGGCCACCCGCCCUUUCUCUCGCACGCAACUGAAAAGUAUAAUAAAGAGAUGCAGAGUACAAACAGGUAGAGUCUGCUGCGGGUUUCGUACGGACGCCCAGCUGGUUGACAAGCAGAGCUCUACCUGGGUGAACGGCUCUCCACCUUCUCGGCAUAGGAAGCUUUUACUCUCUGUUUCUGUCAAUCAGCCCCCCCCUCGCCCCCCAUCCCCCACCACUCUUCAAUUUUGUGGGAUGGGUCAGAAGCUUUUUUUAAUGCCAAAGUCCCCCAGCACUCCCGAGGCUGAACCAGUCCCGGGUUUGUCAGAGGAGACGAAGGACCAGCAGCGAUGGAUGACGUCUACAAAGCGGCGGUUGAGAACUUGACAGAGGAGCAAAAAAAUGAGUUCAAGGCUGCUUUUGACAUCUUCAUCCAAGAUGCGGAGGACGGCUGCAUCAGCACUAAGGAACUGGGGAAGGUGAUGAGGAUGCUGGGACAAAACCCGACGCCCGAAGAACUGCAGGAGAUGAUCGAUGAGGUGGAUGAAGAUGGCAGUGGCACGGUUGACUUUGAUGAGUUCUUGGUUAUGAUGGUCCGCUGCAUGAAGGAGGAGAGCAAAGGAAAACCAGAAGAGGAGCUGGCCGAACUUUUCCGCAUGUUUGACAAGAACGGAGACGGUUACAUCGAUCUAGAAGAGCUUAAAUCCAUGCUCGAGUCCACUGGAGAAUCCAUCACUGAAGAUGACAUUGAAGAGCUGAUGAAGGACGGAGAUAAAAACAAUGACGGCAAAAUUGAUUAUGACGAGUUCCUGGAGUUCAUGAAAGGUGUUGAAUAAAGGAUUCAGACGGAGGCCCCGAAAUGAUGGAUUAUUUUCCUUCUGAUGCUGGAUUAAGCCCUUCCGAUACUGUCGGCCUUUGUUCACCGUGUGCUUGAAGCGCCGUACGGCUGCGGUGGGGGUGUCAUUUUUUCCGGAAACAACUUUCGCGAAGUGCCAAGAUUGGUUUACAAAUCCCCAGUACACAA